CAAGGGCGGGGGCGACGCUUGGCGGCCAAUGGAGCGCGGCGCUACCGCAAGGGCGGUGCAGGAACCCCGGCCGCUGACAGUCAAAGUCGCCAACUCCGCCCUCGUACCCGCGGGAUCCCGGAGCCGGAGCCCGAGCCCGAGCGGGGCCAAGGCCGCCCAAGGCGCGCUGAGAGCGAGCGAAUAUGGCAGCAGAAUGAGGAGCCUGGCGCCGGGUGGUGUCCGCCGCUGCGGUGCUGCUGCUGGCGUUCGACGUCUGGUACGCUACGAACCUCAUCCUUAGUCGGCCUCUGGGUGGCCUCUGGGUUCCAUUCGUUACCAAGGACCGGGGGAAAAAGGAGAUCCGCAGCCCACAGAGGGUGGUGAAGCGGGAGCGCCAUCCGGGAGAGAAAUUCUGCCGGGAUGAGCCGGCCAUGGGGCGGCCUCGGCGGGGCGCACGGAGCCGGCCGGCGCUGCCGCGGGAGCGCUGCCUGAGCCCGGGCUCCACGGGGCUUCGGGGCCUCGUGCAUCCUGGCGGAGUCCCUGCUGCUGUCUCCGGGAAGGACAGGAGCCCCGAGUGGUGGGGACUGCAGCAGUCACAGCGCUGAGGCUCCCAGAGCCUGCACGGUCUGUGGUUCCGUGCGCUGUCACGCCGCCGCACUCGGGCUCCUUGCCCGGGGCUCGGCGGCUAGCGCAGCGCAGCGAGGUCGGUCGCAGGAGCCGGGAACUGCUGGACCAGCCGGAGAGGCUUGCGUUCUGGUGUUCGACUGGAGAUCCCGGCAGCAGCAGAACCGGGCGGACCUGAGCAGCCAUGCUUCCCGGGGUGGGCGUGUUCGGCACCAGCCUCACGGCCCGAGUCAUCAUCCCGCUGCUGAAAGAUGAGGGCUUCGCGGUGAAGGCGCUGUGGGGCCGCACGCAGGAAGAAGCCGAGGAGCUGGCUAAGGAGAUGAGCGUUCCUUUCUACACCAGCCGCAUAGACGAGGUGCUACUGCACCAGGAUGUGGACUUGGUGUGCAUCAACCUACCGCCGCCGCUCACUAGACAGAUCGCUGUCAAAACCUUGGGCAUAGGCAAGAAUGUUAUCUGUGACCGUACCGCCACGCCGCUGGACGCCUUCCGCAUGAUGUCAGCAGCCCACUACUACCCGAAGCUCAUGAGCAUCAUGGGCAACGUGCUGCGCUUCCUGCCAGCCUUCGUACGCAUGAAGCAGCUGAUUGAGGAGGGCUACGUGGGCGAGCUGCUGGUGUGCGAGGUGCAGGUGCACAGCGGUAGUCUGCUGGGCAAGAAGUACAACUGGAGCUGCGACGACCUGAUGGGUGGUGGCGGCCUGCACUCCGUGGGCACCUACAUCAUCGACCUGCUCACCUUCCUCACGGGCCAGAAGGCUGUCAAAGUCCACGGGCUGCUCAAGACCUUUGUCAAGCAGACAGACCACAUCAAGGGCAUCCGUCAGAUCACCAGCGAUGACUUCUGCACCUUCCAGAUGGUGCUGGAGGGUGGAGUGUGCUGCACCGUUACCCUGAACUUCAAUGUGCCUGGAGAGUUCAAGCAGGACGUGACCGUGGUGGGCUCCGCUGGGCGGCUCCUGGCGGUGGGCACCGACCUCUAUGGACAGCGCAAUAGCGCCCCAGAGCAGGAGCUGCUGCUUCAGGACACUACAUCCGUGAGCAACUCCCUGCUGCCUGAGAAGGCAUUCAGCGACAUCCCCUCGCCCUACCUGCGGGGCACCAUGAAGAUGAUGCAGGCAGUGCGCCAGGCCUUCCAGGAUCAAGAUGACCGGCGCACGUGGGACGGCCGGCCUCUUACCAUGGCUGCCACCUUCGACGACUGCCUGUAUGCUCUUUGCGUGGUAGACACCAUCAAGAGGUCCAGCCAGACUGGAGAGUGGCAGAACAUUGCCAUCAUGACCGAGGAGCCAGAGCUGAGCCCUGCCUACCUGAUCAGUGAGGCCAUGCGCAGAAGCAGGAUGUCCCUUUACUGUUAGCACUGGAACCUGGUGGACUUGACCUGCUUGCUGCGUGGGGCCAGUUAGGAGGAAAUGCACUGUGGAGUGGGUGGCCGUGGGUGGGGAUUAUGGAAGGGGCAGCAUGAAUGCACAGCAUGAAGGGUGGUCCCCGUCCUAAGUAGAGGGCCUAAGUCACAUGUAGUGGUGGUGGGCCGAUGUCAUAUUCAGAAAGCCAUGCCAUCCUAGUUGGGUAUCUGAUGAAAGAAAGUUUAACUAGCGCCUUUGCAGUCCAUUACUGUGAGAAGCAAGGAGGGGCUGCCCCCUGCCCUACCUCAUCCAUCCACAGACCUUGGUUGGCCUUCUUCGCAAGCUAAGGCUGUGUAUCAAAUGAGGAGCUCAGCCAGAGCUAGGCUCUCCGUCCGCGCCCCCCACUGGCAGAAGAGGGCACUUCAUCAAAUGCCUACAUAGGGUUUUUGGUUUGGUUUGGUUUGGUUUUUGGUAAACGGGGGUGGGGGGGGCGAGCUUUUGAGAAAGUUAUAAUUCCGGGAAGCCACUGUGUGUUUUGCUUUAAGAACCUGCAGCAAAAGUGUGCCGCUCCCUCGGUUGCUCUGUCUUCUCGGGAGCAUUAGAUACCUACCUGGCUCGUUGCUGUUAGGGGAGUAACGGGCAGCCAACGAGGCAGUAAGCUGUACCUCUGAGCUGACCAAGAUGACAGACAAGCUACAAUGAGCUACUUCAGAGUCCCCCUUCAGCAGGGGGUGGUUGCGGAUCAAUAGUCCGGUCAAGAGGCGCUGAGAACCACUACAUGUGGCGGGGGGGCUUAAACUGUAGCUGCCUGCCCGGGUGGGGCACCCCGCAACCCUGGGUGUAGCAAUAUGAGUGCCCCAAAAGAAGGAAACAUGAGGCCAGCCCUAGAGUUGCUGUAAGCUCCUGCCAGGCUGAAGAAAAGACAUUCAGGUCGCCGAGCUUUGUAGACUUAGACAGGAAGCCCGUGGCCUCACCCCCACAGAAUCCCUUUAAGAAGCCUCGAGGCUCUUUCCCUUCCCUUUGGCCUUGGCUCUCAGGAUUCUGACAGCUGGAAACUUCUGAAUAGGUAUUAAAACAAAAAAGACGACAGGGGACAUAACUCUCGGUGUUUCUAAAAUGGGGAUUCAGGGCCUGGAGAGUGUACAUAGGUGGAGAAGGUUCAAGUUGAAAAAAAAAAAAAACCUAUCUUUUUCUUCCUCUCCUGUUUGCCUAGUCUUUUUACCCCCGAUUUGAAACUAGAGAUGGCCAAGUACUACUAGCUUACAAAUAGGCAAAGACAACGCCUUUGUAAAUGUUUGCUCUCGAGUACCACUCAAACAUUCGAGUCUGGUCUUGAGAGACAGGGCAAGUCACAUACAUUUUGAAACCGGGGGUGUUGUCUUUUCCUUGGCUGGCUUUGCCAACCCUCACCAGGCAGUUUUAAAGCUGGUUAUGUAGACUAGUCCUCUAAGUAGUCGGCCCGAGUCCACUCAGCGUUCCUCCCUGGGGCCCUGGUAAUUCACAGAGACAGUCACACUGGAGGCCACACACACCAGCAGAAUCAUGGUCCUUCUCUAGCGUGAAGGGGCAGGUGUUGCCCUUUGAGGAAGGCCCCCCCCCCAUCAUAAAGUCUGUCAGCUGAAACCUUCUGCGACUUUGAUUGGCUGCCACCCCUCAUGAAUUGUCUUCCAGGUUUGCAGUUAUUGGAUCGGAACAGCACUCUGCACACAGCCACAUCAUAGACAUUUUUAGGGGUCCCUGCUCUCCUAAAUUGCUCUCUGAGGCAGUAAUUCCCCCAUCCCAGCUACCCCUAAAAGCUGUGAUUACGGAUGAAAUCAGGGGGCAUGAUGGAUGGCUGUAUGGAGAUCAUUUUCCUAAGUCAUUUACCCUAAGUAGAUAUGCUCGGGCAUUCCAUUUCUGGGUUCUCUACUCUCUCCAGGAUCUUUGAGAGCUUUCCUUCUAGAGGCCUUGGAGCUCUGUGAUGAACAUGCAGGGUUUAAACACAAGCUACCAUUUGAGGCUAGGGGAUAUGGGAAGAACAUGUAUUCUUUGGAAGAAGCAUGAGAGCAGUAAGGGUACCGAGAUCCUAUCGACUAGAAUGCACGUGGUAGAUAGAGGUGGUUCUCUGAAAGCAAAAAUGGCGGCACACAGGGUUAAGGGCUUCUUUCAUGCUCCUUCAGCUCUUGCCUUUCCAUGUGCUCAUUCUUGAUUGGCUGAAGCCCCAAGCUCUUGACAACAUUCUGCAGAAUAACUUUAACCCAGCCUCCAAAGGCUGUUAGGAGCCCACUCAGUUUCCCCUUGCCUUGCUUGCUCCCAUCCUUUUAUAAAUCCUGCU
This is a messenger RNA of Mus pahari (shrew mouse), 4262 nucleotides long. RefSeq names its product glucose-fructose oxidoreductase domain containing 1 (gene Gfod1). Gene Ontology annotation, molecular function: nucleotide binding. The record is from RefSeq and is a predicted model, not a curated record. The coding region runs from base 788 to 1960 and encodes 390 amino acids. Lineage: Eukaryota; Metazoa; Chordata; Mammalia; Rodentia; Muridae. The transcript has 2 exons.